Messenger RNA from Limulus polyphemus (Atlantic horseshoe crab), 3142 nucleotides. RefSeq names its product T-box transcription factor TBX20-like. The record is from RefSeq and is a predicted model, not a curated record. The transcript has 6 exons. The coding region runs from base 948 to 2579 and encodes 543 amino acids. Lineage: Eukaryota; Metazoa; Arthropoda; Merostomata; Xiphosura; Limulidae. Gene Ontology annotation, biological process: regulation of transcription by RNA polymerase II; cell fate specification; heart development. Gene Ontology annotation, cellular component: nucleus. Gene Ontology annotation, molecular function: RNA polymerase II cis-regulatory region sequence-specific DNA binding; DNA-binding transcription factor activity, RNA polymerase II-specific.
CCUCCAAACGCUUAUGUGUCUCUCAGUAAUUCGCCACACAUUCCAUUUCAAUAGCUUAAAGUCCCGCCCCUCACUUGACAGCAAUUGCUCCGCCUGACUAGCACGGAAAGUAUUAUUCCCUGCAGGCGUGAGGAGGUUCGCUACACGCGACGGCAGAUGAAAGCGCCCUCUCUACCAGCUAGCUAUAUCGACCGUUUUUGCAUGACGGUGUUGCCUUGGUGAGAAGAAGCCGAACAAAACCAUAACUUAGCGGCAGAACUUUUGCCAAUGUAACAACGUCAAUGAUUAGCUUCUAUUGAUCGUAGUUUUGGGUAAUAUAGUGUAAAACUUCUGUUUAUUAAACUUUUCGUCCUGAAUGUUUCCAAAAAAGUGCUAAGGUUAUGAAAAAAUGGUUUGGGUCAUCUUUUUACUUAUUAUACUCCCCAAUAUUUCGUUAAUCUUCUAGACUUUGUGCAGUAAAAGGAUGUUGUUUUUAACAUGAGUUUAGAAUGUCAAUGUUGAAAUAUUUGAAGUGAAAUUAAAGAAUAGGAACCGGCAUUCAAAGACUAGCUACUUCAUUCUGAACAGGUAAACAUCCAAAUAAAUCCACAAAAUCAGUCAGACUGAAAGAAAGAAGAAAAGAAAAAACCUUUAGUUUUUCUGCUAAGAUUAGAAGAUACUGAUUUCUGAUGUGAAACUUUGUUUGAAAGUUUGGACGGACUAUUCAGUCUAGCGCUCAGAUGUUAUUGGAUUGUUCUGGUUUCGCAUGUUCAUCAGAAAAGUAAGAACGAACUAGAAGAAGAAAAAAAAGAGGACAAAAAGUGUACAAAGUAUUGAAUCUUUAUUUCCAAUAAAUACAAUGUAUUAACCAGAGAUCUAUAUAGACUUGUGUUUGUAACGCUAUGUUUUACCUAUAGUAACAGUGUUCAAGAAAAAAUUCAAACUUGUUAAAAAACAACAACAACAGAAUGCAACAAUCACCAAUCUCUUGUCCUCUCGACGAGCCGAGAUCUACGUCUACAGGGAGGUCAACUGACUUUUCUAUCGCUGCUAUCAUGGCCCGCCACGGACCUGAACGUGAAAUGUCGGUAGCAAAAAAGGCCCUAACAAUCGCAGACAUUUCAGAAAAGUCAGUAAGUCCACCGCUCGAUUGCUGUUCUUGUGAUUCUAAAGUAACCCUGCUAAGCUCACUGGCUACGAUUGACAAAGGAAAGGUUACCGUGGAACAUCCCCAUCGUUCUCCGCCGCCAGGUUCCGAUACUGACGACAACGAUGCGAGAUCGCCCCUGUCGCCGGACGAGGAGGAAGAAUCGUCUUCUUCGGUAAACACGCUUUCUGAUGAGAGCGAGGAUGAUCUCUCGCAGUCCGCGGCCGGCCUUAAACGGAAGACGAGACAUACCUCGCACAAGAAAGCUUCUUCCAAUCCGUACGCUAGCGCCCUCAAACCACGGUGCAACUGUGAAGAACUAAAAAAGGUUAAAUGUUACUUGGAGAACAAAGAUUUAUGGGACAAGUUCUUCGAGCAAAGAACAGAAAUGAUUAUAACAAAAUCAGGAAGACGAAUGUUCCCUACCGUUAGGGUUUCUUUUACCGAUCUCAACCCAAAUAAGAAAUACUUCGUGUUGCUUGACAUUGUUCCGGUAGACAACAAGAGAUACCGCUAUGCUUACCACCGGUCCUCGUGGCUAGUUGCCGGAAAAGCCGAUCCUCCUUCCCAAGCACGUAUCUACCUCCACCCAGACUCCCCUUUCACCGAGGACCAACUGAAGAAACAAAUGAUCUCAUUCGAAAAGGUUAAACUGACCAACAAUGACAUGUACAAACAGGGGCACAUUGUUCUGAAUUCGAUGCACAAAUACCAGCCAAGGAUACAUCUCGUGCAGAGGAAUGAUUUGUCUGCGACGACACCAAUAAAUGACUUAGAAACCGAAGAAUUCCGAACGUUUGUCUUUCCCGAAACAGUCUUUAUAGCAGUAACGGCCUACCAAAAUCAGCUCAUCACAAAGUUGAAAAUCGACAGCAACCCCUUCGCUAAAGGUUUUCGGGAUUCGUCCCGUAUUACAGAAAUGGAAAGGAAGACCAUGAUAUCAGAUCAAUCUCACUUCCAGGUCCUCCCAUAUCUGGGACUGGGUACUGAAGGUGUGCUUCUCCAAGAUAAGGCUGCUUUCUUAAGCCUACCUCCGAGACCUCCAGUUGUUUGGAAACCACCAGGACUUCCGGCUCCUCUUAUAUCCAAUAAUUUGUACAAUAUUAUAUCAUCUAACCCAAAUUAUUUGCCAAAUAUUUAUUCCCUGAAUCCUUUAAGUGCCCACACCUCCCUUAUUGGACUCCCUCCUCAACUAUGGCCACAAUGGGCAACCAAUAACUCUGGUGAUUUUGGACAUAUAGGAAUGAUGACGUCACUUGAAAAUCCUGACUCAAUUUCCGGUUCUUCUCACAUGACAAAAGUAUUUCGUCCAGCAACUCAUCAUCAUUCGAACUUUGUACUUAAUUCCAAUGUUCAACGAUAUACUCCCUAUCACUUUACCAGGAAAGACUCAGAGUUGCCCUCUAGAGAAUCGUACACGAUCCAAUCGGAAGUUCCCGACAUGAUCGCUUGAAAAGGCCGGUUGUUCGCUGUAUAGGUACUACAUAAAUUAUUCCCCAGUGCUGCCACCUAUCAUAUAGUCAAUGCGAAAAUGGGCAACAAGAGUAUGAGCCCUCUCUGCAUCUUUAGCGUGUAGUAUGAAAGUUACGGGUAUAACUAGAAGUUUGUAAAGAUGGAUAUUAUAUUUAACCUCUUGUAAAAAGAGGGAAAAAUUAUGUUGGGUUAACUGUAUUAAUACCAUUAAGUAAAUUGUUCCUACACUAUUACGUAGGAAUGUAAAACAUUAUAAAAACGCCCCCAGUCAGGCAGGGUUGACGAAGCUGAGGUUUUGUUUUAAUUUUGGCCGGCUUGAAAAUAUAAACAAUGUCUCUAGUCUCACUGGUUAAUGAUGAAACUGUGACAAUCAAUCUCAAGAGUUUGUGUCUAUUCAAGUAAUGGUAGAUACGUGUCUCUCACCUACGACAUAUUGAAUAACCUAAAAGUAAUAACAUUUAAACUUCGCAUAAUUAAACAAUUGUAAAAUAAUGUAAUUUUCAUUUUGAGCCUGACGACGACAACAUGUGGGCAGACUCUCGA